AUGGAAGCAAAACAUAAACUGGACCCCAGGUAUCGAUGGACGAACAUGGCUGUGAUGUACGGCAAGGAUCCCCAAAAACUGGACAAAAGCUUCAAGCUGUGCGGUGUCGCCGAUAUCGAUUUCACAAAAUCCGCCAUUGCAGGGCUUGUCGCUGUCCCCAUGCCCACCAAGGAGCAGAAGUAUCUGUGGCUUGAUCUGACCUACCCUGUUCGAGGAAUCUAUUUGCCGGUAUCCCCCAAGGGGGAAGGUCCCUUGGGCGAUAUGUGUAAGUUCCUGCGUCUGGACUUCAAAGGACGCGGCUUCGCCUUGCCGUAUGGCCGGCCUUACGAGGACAGCCUCGUGAAAGGAUGGGCCGACCCCAAGAGCAAGGUCCGCGAAUUACUCAGAGCAGAACUUUCUAGUCCGCUCAAGGUUUUGCAAACGGAGACAAUGGGUCUGUUCAAAGCACGCCUGAAGGACCUGCAUCGGAGUUCCAAAAGGGCCGACCUUCUCUACGCUGCUGAUGCGAUUAUCGCAGAUUGGAAGCCGACUACGGACAAAGAGGAAUCGAAGCGAAGACUCGAUGACUACUUGAACCUCCUGACUAAGGCGAACCAACAAGGAAAACUCUCUGCCGAAGAGGACAAAAAGUAUUACGACGAGUUCAAAAAGAAGGCCGACAAAAGUGACAUCGACGCAUUCGAAACGAGCUCGUCGGAGACAGACCUGCGAAUAACCAAGUACUUGAGGUACCGAGAGUCAGCUCCGAUCCUGAAAGAGCUCAAAGAAUUGUACUCUCAAGAGAAGAUCGACGAAGACCAGAUUUGGCAGGUAAUCGGAAAAAUCAAACACCUUUCCGAUUUCUUCCAUUCCUUGAACCCGUCGGAACAGAAGUGGUUUGCAGAGAAAACGAAACCACUCCGGGGACACAGUUUCCCCUGUACCCCGAUGUAA
This is a messenger RNA of Penicillium brasilianum, 933 nucleotides long. NCBI's taxonomy places the organism in Eukaryota, Fungi, Ascomycota, Eurotiomycetes, Eurotiales, Aspergillaceae. The record is from the annotation of a GenBank genome assembly.